UUUUUUCAGAUAAGCAGUACAUAUGUUUGGUUCUCUGCUGGCUGGCAUUUCAGUGUCCUGUAUUGACUGCAGAUAAUCAUUAAUCUCAGACGGCUCAUUUGCACACGGGCAGCUUCCAGACCAGUGUCAGUGUACCAAGGACUCGCAAUGAAGGCGGUUGUGUUUUAUUGCCUCUCGAGUGCAUUGCUCAUCGGAUGUGGAAAUGCGGAGAGCCCACCGGAUAAAAAUAUCCUUCAGAGUGGUCAAGUAAAUACAGCCCCAGGAGAUCCGUUCCUGAGCUCAAAGCAAUGUCAGUUCACCCACCUGUCCUGCCAGAAGAUGUCCUGUUCCACCGGGAGGUAUUGUCAUCAGGGGACGACUUGCACAUGCAAGAGAGAUGACAUGUGUGUCAAGGCAGCGUCAGUUUGCGACAACCAACAGAAGCGCUACAAAUCCAUGUGUGAGUUGAAGGCCAAGGAAUGCCGCCGAAAUAUAGUCAUAUUUUCUCACUUCGGCGACAACUGCAAAGGUGACUCGUUCACGACAAACGUGAGAAAAGCCAGUCUUGGUGUGGUGGAGGUGAAGAUUCCUGAGAGAGGGACUUUCCUCAUCUGUGGGGAGGGGUGGAACAUACAGGCAGCCAACGUUGUGUGCAGACACACAAAAAAACCCAAGGGUGCGAAGAAGGCCACGACUCGCCAGUACAAUCAGCUGAAAAAAGAAGUCAGAAGUUUGCCAGAAAAUUGUGUUAGCAUGCUAUGCAAAGGGCUAGAGGGUUCCUUGGCUGAGUGCAAGCCAGGUCCUGAAAGAAAACUGGAGGAAAACUCCAUGGUUGCAACUGCCACAUGUUACCAAGACACCAGAGCCUGCUCCAGUUCAGAGUUCCGCUGUGUGAAUGAGAAGUGCAUUGACCUCAACAGCACGUGCAACGGCCUCAAUGACUGUGGUGACAACAGCGAUGAGAUGUGCUGUAGAGAUUGCAGAAGUGGAUUCCACUGUAAUUCUGAUGUCUGCAUACCCCAGGAUGCUAAGAUGGAUGGAACUGCUGACUGUUUAGGAGGAGAGGAUGAAGUAUUUGUUUCCACGGUUCCCGCAGUUACCACGGUUCCCGCGGUUUCCACGGUUCCCGCGGUUUCCACGGUUCCCGCGGUUACCACGGUUCCCACGGUUACCACAGUUCCCACAGUUCCACCUCCACAGGAUCCGUUCCUGAGCUCACAGGAAUGUCUGAAGGAGCGGUUCACCCACCUGUCCUGCCUGAAGGCCUUCUGUCCCCCCUGGAUGAGAUGCAUUGGGGAGAAGUGCGUGUGUAAGCUGCCUUACAUGUGCACCAAGGAAGUGUCAGUGUGCAGCAACACCCAAAGGACCUUCUUCUCCUUCUGUCAGGUGAAGGCCCUGGAAUGCCUCCGACAGAUAUCCGCAUUUUCGCACCUCGGUGACUGCAAAGGUGACUCGUUCAAGACAAAUGUGAGAAAGGACAGUGUUGGUGUGGUGGAGGUGAAGAUUCCUGAGAGAGGGACUUUCCUCAUCUGUGGGGAGGGUUGGAACAUACUGGCAGCCAACGUUGUGUGCAGACACACAGAAAAACCUAGGGGUGCAAAGGAGGCCACAACUCUCCAGAUUACAAAUCUCAAGAGGGAGUGGCCAAGCCAUUGCGUUAGCAUGCAGUGCACAGGGCUGGAGAAUUCCCUGGCUGAAUGCAGUUCCGGUUCCGAAAAACAACUUGAGGAAGGCUCCACGGUUGGAACUGCCAUAUGUUACGAAGACACCACAGCCUGCUCCAGUUCAGAGUUCCGCUGUGUGAAUGAGAAGUGCAUUGACCUCAACAGCACGUGCAACGGCCUCAAUGACUGUGGUGACAACAGCGAUGAGAUGUGCUGUAGAGCUUGCAGAAGUGGAUUCCACUGCAAUUCUGAUAUCUGCAUACCCCAGGAUGCUAAGAUGGACGGAAUUGUUGACUGUUUAGGAGGAGAAGAUGAAAUAGUUGAUGCCAACCAGGGAGGACAAGUCCUUUCACCUAUUAAGCAACAGGUUAAAAUUGCCCGGGAUAAAUUGGAGACAUUAGUUUGUGGGGUAGCCAAUGAUGCGCUGCCUCAGCCUCAGCCUCAUCAAACCAGAGGAAGCAGAAGGAAGCGUGUUAUUGGGGGAGAAGAAGCUGGCAAGACCCAGUUCCCCUGGCAGGUUGCUAUUCAGGAGGAUGAAAAAAUAGACUGCGGAGGAACCUACAUCAGUGACUGCUGGGUGCUGACUGCAGCACACUGUGUUCGGCCCAAGCCAGAAGCAUACAGAAUUAAGUUUUCCCUUUGGAGCAAGCUGGGCAAACAGGAUUCCACCGAUUUUUCCCGCGUUGAAAAGGUCAUUAUUCAUCCCCUGUUCAACCCCACCACCUAUCAGAAUGAUAUUGCUUUAUUGCAACUGGACAAACUACCAUUUACUGACAAGUGCAUCCAUGAAAACCCUGCUGUUGCUCCGGCCUGCGUCCCCUGGUCUGAGUACCAGUUUAAGCCUGGAGACAAAUGCACCAUUUCUGGAUGGGGUCGACAGGAUGAUGAGCAGAAGACACUUAAUCUUAGAUGGGCAACCAUAGAAUUAAUGGACAACUGUUCAGGGAUUUAUGCAUCCAAAUAUUUCGAUGGAAUGGAGUGUGCAGGAUCGCCGGAUGGAAGCGUGGACACUUGCCAGGGUGAUUCUGGAGGCCCGCUGGUGUGCAAAGAUGCCAGCGGUGUGUCGUAUGUGUGGGGCAUCGUCAGCUGGGGAGAUGGGUGUGGCAUGGCUGGACAUCCAGGCGUCUACACAAAAGUGGCUCAUUACUAUGAAUGGAUUAGCUCACACACUGGCAAGUCAACUAUCAGCAAGUACAAUGUGUAGUCUCUGAAAGGGAAGAUGUGAUGGAAUUCCAGAGGCCUCACCACUAUGAAGCUCACGUGGCCAGAAUGAAGUUCAUGAAGUUCCUUGAAAAGUCAAAUUUGGCCCCAUGCAGUACCCUUUAAUCACAGUCUAUCUGUGCAGCUGUGAUAAUUUAAUAUGACUAGGUAUAUUCCAUUGAUAACCUAAAUAUAUAUGUCUUUCUUCUGUAAAAAACUAUCAGUGCAUCUCCAGACUGAAGGGAAGUAAUACAAGUUAUAUUAUUA
Molecule: messenger RNA, 3110 nt
Organism: Conger conger (European conger)
Lineage: Eukaryota; Metazoa; Chordata; Actinopteri; Anguilliformes; Congridae
Gene: cfi
Product: complement factor I
Exons: 17
Coding region: 148-2847 (899 amino acids)
Biological process (GO): proteolysis; acrosome reaction
Cellular component (GO): membrane
Molecular function (GO): protein binding; serine-type endopeptidase activity
Source: RefSeq, a predicted model, not a curated record